CUUCAAGUUGAACGCACUAGUGUUAGUACUCGCUUCAAGGGGCUCAUAAGUAUCCGGACCUUGAUUUUCUGCUAAUACCACUAUCCUUCCAUCUCACUCUUGUCGAUGGCAUCGUACUAUGAGCUCAAGUUUCCUGUCAUGCCAGUACUUGGUGUCGUGGCUGCACUUACGGGCUUGACUUUAUUACGAUCUCGACGCAAGGAGACCACCCAUCCCUAUCCUCCAGGCCCUUCCGGCCUACCCAUCAUUGGCAGCGCCCUGAAGAUAGACUUUAACGCGCCGCACCUCACAUACACAGACUGGGCAAAUCAGUAUGGCGAAAUCGUCUAUUCCAGGAUACUGGGAGACGACGUGAUCUUGGUCAAUACCGAAAGAGCUGUCAGGGCUCUAUCGGAAGGUCAACGGUCUGCUAUAUAUGCAUCCCGUCCUCCGUUCCCAAUUAUCAAGCGGUUCGGUGUGGAUUUUCAUACUGCUACCACUCCUUACGGCUCAGAAUGGCGAGCACACAGAGCAAUUCUUCAGCAAGCUCUACGUGCUGGCUCUAUUCAGAAAUACCAAGAUCUUUUCAUGAGCAAGUCAUAUUCACUCGCGCUGAGCCUCCUGGACGGUGUAGCUCCUGAGGAUCUCGGUAAAUUUCUCAAGACGUUUGCUGCUUCUACAGCGCUCGUCGUAACAUAUGGGUACCAUGCAGAGCAGGGUGAUGCGGUCGUCAACGCAGCUCAAGACUUGGCCACAUCAGUGACCGGAAGAUUGUCGCCUGAGAAAGCUGCACUCAUACAGAAGGUCCCGUUCCUGGAAUACAUUCCAGGUUUCAUGAUCCGCACUUCGUACUGCAGGAAAUUGGCAGCAGCUGUCACGGACAUUCCCUAUGCGUUCCUCAACAAAGAGCUGGAACAAGGAACGGAAACACCUUCAGCGAUGGUUGAUGUUCUGAGUGGUCGCAAGGAUUCAAAGAGGUCUGACCUCACCUUGAAGAAUGCUGCUGCGACGAUCCACCUUGCUGCAACGGAGAACAACGCUGCUACCUUGCAAAUUUUCGUCUUGACCAUGUUCCUCUUUGGCGACAAACAACGCAAGGCUCAAGAGGAGAUCGAUCGUGUCGUCGGCGCUGACAGGCUGCCGACCUACGAGGACCGAGAUUCUCUCCCUUACAUCGAGGCCCUUAUCUGCGAAUCAUUGCGCUGGCAUCCCUCCGUACCGAUGGGUGUCCCUCACUACUUGACCGAGGACGAUGUAUUCGAAGGUCACUACAUACCCAAAGGGUCGAUCGUCAAGUUCAACGCAUGGGCAAUGUCGCGUGCAUGCGAAGAUCCUGAAACCUUUGAACCAGAGCGUCACCUCCUCCCAGAUGGAGAAGUAUCUCCCAAUUCUCGACUGGCCAGCAGCUUCAUGUACGGGAACUUCGGGUUCGGGAGACGCGCUUGUCCUGGGCGCGUCUACGCUGACAAUCUGUUGUGGGCUGCAGUCGUCCAGAUUCUGGCGACUGUGACUAUUUCCAGGCCUAGAGAUGCGAAUGGGAAAGAGAUUGAUUAUGUUCCCAAGUGGGAGGGUGGCUUGACUGCGUAAGCAUCGUUCGUCGCACCCAGGAUGAGCACUGACAAGCUUCCUCUACUUCUUCAGACAUCCCAAGCCGUUCCCCUAUGUCGUCACAUGUCGAUCGCCACAGCGGGAAGUCCUCCUUCGCGAACAGAUCAGCCCUUAGACCGCUGGCCAUGGUUUUCGCAGUAACAUUAGAUUUUAUUGGAUUUUUAUUAGAUCAGUGUAUUCUUGAAUUUGUUGUAUAAAUUGAGAAUGUAUGGAACCC
Molecule: messenger RNA, 1804 nt
Organism: Suillus clintonianus
Lineage: Eukaryota; Fungi; Basidiomycota; Agaricomycetes; Boletales; Suillaceae
Product: cytochrome P450
Exons: 13
Coding region: 106-1566 (486 amino acids)
Molecular function (GO): oxidoreductase activity, acting on paired donors, with incorporation or reduction of molecular oxygen; monooxygenase activity; heme binding
Source: RefSeq, a predicted model, not a curated record